AGGGCUCUGCCUCAAAACCUCUCAGUUAGUUGUCAGCCUGGAAGGUACCCAGCGGCAGCAGCGGGGGGAAGCGCCCUGUUAGCUCAGCGUCGCAGAGCAUCCGCAGCCGCCACCAGGCCCCGCCCAGAAGCAGCCGCCAGGAAGGCCGCGCCCGGGACGACUGCAGAGCGCGGUGCUCUUACCAAAUUUUUCCACGUGUGUGACUUAAUCCGUCUUAACAGCCAGAUCCUUCUCCGUUGGGUCCUCAGCUAAGACCUCUGCCAUGCCGGUGACAGUGACCCGCACCACCAUCACAACCACGUCAUCAUCCUCAGGCCUAGGGUCCUCAACCAUCGUGGGGUCCCCUUGGGCACUGACCCGUCCCCUGGGCCUCCUCCGCCUGCUGCAGCUGCUGUCCACCUGUGUGGCAUUCUCUCUGGUGGCGAGUGUGGGCGCCUGGACAGGGCCCAUGGGUAACUGGUCUAUGUUCACAUGGUGCUUCUGCUUCGCCGUGACCCUCAUCAUCAUCAUCGUUGAGUUAGGCGGGCUCCAGGCCCGCUUCCCGCUGUCUUGGCGCAACUUUCCCAUCACCUAUGCCUGCUACGCCGCCCUCUUCUGCCUCUCGGCCUCCAUCAUCUACCCCACCACCUAUGUCCAGUUCUUGUCUCCUGGCCGUUCCCGAGACCACGCCAUUGCUGCUACCGUCUUCUCCUGCAUCGCUUGUGUGGCAUACGCCACUGAAGUGGCCUGGACCCGGGCCCGGCCUGGCGAGAUCACUGGCUAUAUGGCCACCGUGCCGGGGCUGCUCAAGGUGCUGGAGACCUUUGUGGCCUGUGUCAUCUUUGCCUUUAUCAGCAACCCCAACCUGUACCAGCAGAAGCCGGCCCUGGAGUGGUGCGUGGCAGUGUAUGCCAUCUGCUUCAUCCUGGCAGCAGUGGCCAUUCUGCUGAACCUGGGGGACUGCACCAAUGUUCUGCCCAUCCCUUUCCCCAGUUUCCUGUCAGGGCUGGCAUUGCUGUCCGUCCUCCUCUACGCCACUGCUCUUAUCCUCUGGCCCCUCUACCAGUUCGAUGAGAGGUAUGGCGGCCAGCCCCAGCGGGCGAGAGAUGUGAACUGUGCCAGCAAACACGUCCACUCUGUGUGUUCCUGGGACCGCCGACUGGCUGUGGCUAUCUUGACGGCCAUCAACCUUCUGGCUUACUUAGCGGACCUGGUGUACUCUGCCCGUCUGGUUUUUGUCAAGGUCUAAGAUUCCCCCAAGGGGCUCCCAUUUCCCUCUUUCCAACUGCUUCAUUCUUCUCUCCUGAGUUUUUUACUGGGUCCCCAUUUUCUCUUCCUUUCCUAUUUCCUCCUCCUGUCUCCCCUCCC
Messenger RNA from Galeopterus variegatus (Sunda flying lemur), 1347 nucleotides. RefSeq names its product myeloid-associated differentiation marker (gene MYADM). NCBI's taxonomy places the organism in Eukaryota, Metazoa, Chordata, Mammalia, Dermoptera, Cynocephalidae. Gene Ontology annotation, cellular component: plasma membrane; cell-cell junction. Gene Ontology annotation, biological process: negative regulation of heterotypic cell-cell adhesion. The transcript has 3 exons. Bases 263 to 1228 code for a protein of 321 amino acids. The record is from RefSeq and is a predicted model, not a curated record.